Staurois parvus is the source of this 564-nucleotide messenger RNA. NCBI's taxonomy places the organism in Eukaryota, Metazoa, Chordata, Amphibia, Anura, Ranidae. The record is from the annotation of a GenBank genome assembly.
GCACCCUUUAAAAUUAUGGACAGUUCCGAGGAACCCUUUAAAAUUAUGAACAGUCCCGAGGCGCCCUUUAAAAUUAUGGACAGUCCCGAGGCACCCUUUAAAAUUAUGGAGAGUCCUGAGGCACCCUUUAAAAUUAUGGACAGUCUUGAGGCACCCUUUAAAAUUAUGGACAGUCCUGAGGCACCCUUUAAAAUUAUGGACAGUCUUAAGGCACCCUUUAAAAUUAUGGACAGUCCCAAGGCACCCUUUAAAAUUAUGGACAGUCCCGAGGCACCCUUUAAAAUUAUGGACAGUCUUGAGGGACCCUUUAAAAUUAUGGACAGCCCUGAGGCACCCUUAAAAAUUAUGGACAGUCUUGAGGCACCCUUUAAAAUUAUGGACAGUCUUGAGGCACCCUUUAAAAUUAUGGACAGUUCUGAGGAACCCUUUAAAAUUAUGGACAGUCUUGAGGCACCCUUUAAAAUUAUGGACAGUUCUGAGGAACCCUUUAAAAUUAUGGACAGUCUUGAGGCACCCUUUAAAAUUAUGGACAGCCCUGAGGCACCCUUUAAAAUUAUGGACAGU